Glycine soja is the source of this 1838-nucleotide messenger RNA. RefSeq names its product transcription factor SPEECHLESS-like. The record is from RefSeq and is a predicted model, not a curated record. The transcript is spliced from 3 exons. Gene Ontology annotation, molecular function: DNA-binding transcription factor activity; protein dimerization activity. Gene Ontology annotation, biological process: stomatal complex development; guard cell differentiation; positive regulation of DNA-templated transcription. Gene Ontology annotation, cellular component: nucleus. Bases 595 to 1605 code for a protein of 336 amino acids. NCBI's taxonomy places the organism in Eukaryota, Viridiplantae, Streptophyta, Magnoliopsida, Fabales, Fabaceae.
CUCUCUUUCUCUUUCCUUCUAACGUCUCUCAAUAUUUAUUGUAAUUUUCAAGUUUUGAAAACUUCUUGGUCUGGUACUGCUUUUCUGCUCUGCAUUCUGCCAUAUAUCUUGAGAUUCAGUGCACCACUGCACUGCCUUGAGAUCCCUAUCUAUCUCUCACCGUUUAUAACAAAACCAUAAUAAUAUUCAAUCACUAUACUAGUACUAGUAGAGUAGUAGUUGACACCUUUUGAUGGUGAUGGUUUAGUCUCUUUCACAUCACAAGCAAGGUACCUCUUCUCAUUUUACUUGUUUUUGGACCUCACUCCAUAAUAGAAUGUACCAGUACUUAGUCCUUUUCUUUUAUAUCUAUAGUAGUCCUUUAAUUUCUUAAUCCAAACAUCCACACUUUCUCUCCCCCUCACUCAUUCCAUUUUUACUUAGAUUCCUUUGAGUGUGUUUGCGUAUGAGUAAGACUCAACGCAACUGACAUUUCAGGAAAAACUUUCCUCCAGUUGCUUUGGUGUUUUUUGUCUUGGAAAGCCAAAUUUUUCCGUUAAACGUACUUUGGACGUGUUUCCAAACACUCUUUGUGUAGUUAGUUUUAGUGGAGAAAUGGAACCCCAGAAAAGUCUAUUAAUGGAUGAAAGCUUAUGUGAUAUUUUCAAAGACACAGAAUUUGGGGACACACACUUUGGUGGAGGGGAUCUCUUUUCCAUUUUGGAGAGCAUAGAUGACUUGAAAGAUUUUCCUCCCACCAACAACAAUGAAGCUGUUAUUGGCCGAACUUCAAAAGAAAAUGAGCAAAAUUCAAGAAUGGUGUCCCAAAAGGUUUUAAUAUCUUCAAGUGCCCCACAAGAUUCUGAAACUGAGCAUGAAAUCUCACCCAAAAGCAAGAGACAAAAGCUUCGUUCCACAUCGCCAGAGGAACUACAGAAGGUGUCUCACAUAACCGUGGAGCGCAACCGAAGAAAGCAAAUGAAUGAGAACCUGUUGGUCUUGAGGUCUCUUAUGCCUUCCUUUUAUGUCAAACGGGGAGACCAAGCAUCAAUAAUUGGAGGCGUGGUUGAUUACAUCAACGAAAUGCAGCAGCUGCUGCAGUGCCUAGAGGCCAAGAAACAAAGAAAAGUUUACAUUGAAGUCCUAAGCCCUAGGCUAGUUUCAAGCCCAAGGCCCUCACCACUGAGCCCUAGAAAACCACCCUUGAGCCCUAGAAUAAGCCUCCCCAUUAGUCCAAGGACUCCACAACAACCUAGUAGCCCUUACAAGCCCAGGUUGCAGCCAGGAUACCUUUCCCCAACCAUAGCCAACUCUCCUACUUCUUCAGCUUCUUCUUCCAUCAAUGAUAAUAUUAAUGAGCUUGUUGCUAAUUCAAAGUCCAUUAUAGCUGAUGUUGAGGUCAAGUUUUCAGGUCCACAUGUGCUUCUGAAGACUGUGUCACCACCAAUUCCUGGCCAGGCCAUGAGAAUAAUAUCAGCUCUUGAAGACCUAGCACUAGAAAUCCUCCAUGUGAACAUUAGCACUGCUGAUGAAACCAUGCUAAACUCAUUCACUAUUAAGAUUGGAAUUGAAUGCCAACUCAGUGCUGAAGAACUCGCUCAACAAAUCCAACAAACAUUCUGCUAAAGAUGGCUUCCAGACUUUAGAACACGCAUCAGACCAUUUUAGUGUGUUGUUUAAUUUGUACGUACGUAGCUGCAUUAAUAAUAGAGAAGAUUGGGAACAUCCAUUUAACUAGUUACUAGCAUUUUCAGUUCAAUUUCUUUCUUUUGACUAAUUAAAUAUAGUAAAUUUAAUUUAGUGUAAUUGGUCAUCUGUGUCUUGGUACGUAUAUAUAUGGUAUGAUUCUAUUGAUGUAA